Amoebophrya sp. A120 is the source of this 4077-nucleotide messenger RNA. Lineage: Eukaryota; Dinophyceae; Syndiniales; Amoebophryaceae. The record is from the annotation of a GenBank genome assembly.
UGUUGGAGCUGGAUAACGUGGAAGCGAAUAUGCCUUGCUCAGGUAUUUCUUCAAUCUCAAACGCUACAAGAGAGAUGCAGAUUUGUGAUGCAAAAACUGGAUGAUCUGGCCUACUCUCAGUGGACUACGCAUGACAAGUUCUGGAGUCCCAAACCGCAUGGGAUUCCGGCGAAACUUGUAUUGCGAAAAAGUGAAACAUUCUGUGUGUCUGUCAUGCUGCUCAUGCAAGACAAAUAGCAAAAUACAGAAAGAUUCUAUUCGUUGUAACAGCACUUUAGAUUGUAGCACUUGAGCAGGUCAUAGCGAACUCGGCGGUAUUCGAGGUCGUGGAUUUGCUGCGAUCGUUUAUGUUGGAAAAUGGAAAACGAAAAAGCAGUUUUAAGAAGCACAGUUUAUUGCAUUUACUAGCAACGAAGACGAGCUUGUCUUUGUCAUGCCCGUUUCACACGCCCACGCCCUAUUGUGUCGUCUACCAUUCGAUUUGGGGACCUGCCCGGAUCGUCGUUUCUUUCAGGUCUGUGUCGUGCGCAGAAUUCUGUUUAAAUGCAUCAUGGGGGACCAUUUCAUUCCUGGGUGUUUGAGGUCACUCGCCAUUUUGACCACCCGAUGGGGGCCUCACACGUGGCGGGGAGGCGAUUUUUUUUUUCGAUGCGUUUUGCAGUAUCCGGGCCUGGCGAAUUUGCGAAUUUUCAUAAAAAGCGCCUUUUUAGGUUAGACGCAGCACGCGGGCUAAACGCUAAACGGUCAACAUAUUUUGUAGAGUACGAUUGGGUGGACGUGGAGGUGGACGUGGUCGAGAUGAACUGUUAAGAUGAAGUCUCGUGUAUGCAUGCAGCUGCAACUCCUAGGAAACUGCUUUUCCAACUUUUUCCUACUCCUAGUUCAUAACCUGGCUGGACGGUCUUUCAGUUGAACAAGAAAUGAUUUGUUGUGAAGGGAAUUUUGUCAUCGAUUCCGAAACGUGGGAGCCUCAGGGGAGUAUCCACAGUGCAGUGCUAUGUUUGGGUCGGGAAACUGAACUUGUGACGCUGAGUCGUGGACGAGUCAGACACAUCAUUCCAGUGCAGCACUACCCAGAUUGUAAGUAUGACCCGUUCUUUCGCUCUGUAGCUGCCCUCAAUCUACUCAUAUGUGGUAGCCCGCAUUGCAAAAUGAAACUUCUCUACUUUUCUCUUGGCAUGCACAAUAAAGGCGGCGCCGCUUUUUCUGGCUGGGCAAAUAUACAGACUCUACGGAAAUGCAACACCAGCAUCAUAAGUUCAACUUCUAUUCCCGAGGACUCAGGGGCAUUUGCAAUGCAUAGGGGAAAUACGGAGCAAACUGCUGGAGAUGGACCGUGACGGAAUUACCGGACAGUGGAUCGUAUCACCUGCAAACAAAAUGUCCCCACAGCUUUGCUCACCUUGAAAAAGAGUGCUAACAGAUACUCGCUAUAUCUUGCCGGUCGAAAAAAGCUAGUUUUUCAGCUUCAGGAAGUGCAUCGAGCACUUCUUGAAAAAUAGUUACUCAUCCUGUUUGCGCUUCAGGAAGUGGGCAACUUUUUGAAUUUUCCAGAUCGGCAAGAAAAAACCGAUCUGGAAAAAUAGUUACUAAUCCUGUUUGCGCUUCAGGAAGUGGGCCACUUUUUGAAUUUUCCAGAUCGGCAAGAUAAAACCGAUCUGGAAAAAUAGUUACUCAUCCUGUUUGCGCUUCAGGAAGUGGGCAACUUUUUGAAUUUUCCAGAUCGGCAAGAAAAAACCGAUCUGGAAAAAUAGUUACUAAUCCUGUUUGCGCUUCAGGAAGUGGGCCACUUUUUGAAUUUUCCAGAUCGGCAAGAUAAAACCGAUCUGGAAAAAUAGUUACUCAUCCUGUUUGCGCUUCAGGAAGUGGGCAACUUUUUGAAUUUUCCAGAUCGGCGAGAAAAAACCGAUCUGGAAAAAUAGUUACUCAUCCUGUUUGCGCUUCAGGAAGUAGGCAACUUUUUGAAUUUUCCAGAUCGGCAAGAAAAAACCGCUCUGGAAAAAGAGUUACUCAUCCUGUUUGCGCUUCAGGAAGUGGGCAACUUUUUGAAUUUUCCAGAUCGGCAAGAAAAAACCGAUCUGGAAAAAUAGUUACUCAUCCUGUUUGCGCUUCAGGAAGUAGGCAACUUUUUGAAUUUUCCAGAUCGGCAAGAAAAAACCGCUCUGGAAAAAGAGUUACUCAUCCUGUUUGCGCUUCAGGAAGUGGGCAACUUUUUGAAUUUUCCAGAUCGGCAAGAAAAAACCGAUCUGGAAAAAUAGUUACUCAUCCUGUUUGCGCUUCAGGAAGUCGGCAACUUUUUGAAUUUUCCAGAUCGGCAAGAAAAAACCGCUCUGGAAAAAGAGUUACUCAUCCUGUUUGCGCUUCAGGAAGUGGGCAACUUUUUGAAUUUUCCAGAUCGGCAAGAAAAAACCGAUCUGGAAAAAUAGUUACUCAUCCUGUUUGCGCUUCAGGAAGUCGAUCACUUUUUAGAUUGUUUCGACGCCUUCGUCCCCUUGCAUCCCAAGUUUUCUCUUUGCGAGUUAACAAGGUUGUGGGGACCACAGUUUCCCCCCUCGAUAUCUCAACCCGCGCAUCAUCUGCGACGCCAUGAACAACAACCUGAAACUUUUGAAGCGCCUGAACACUAUCCUGCAAUCCUUGAACCGCGGCAGCUUAGUCCAGGCAGCCGAACGGAUCGGGGCCCACGCGCGGGCUCUCCUGUACCUGGAGCAGGGCGUAUGAGAGUGCACCUCUCCAUCUCCCCCUCAUUUGUCAUGCAAAAUACAAAAUCUAUCCUUUGCCUCUUGGCACUCUUCGCAUGACAAGUUCCGGAAGCUCAAGCAGCAGUACAAUCCCGGGUGACUUUGUCAUGCAAAACCUGCAUUCUUGCCGACGCUUGUAUUGCUGUUUGAGCAACAUCACAAAUGAAGGGGAGGGGGAGUAGUGCACUCUCACAGGGCGUCUUCGAGCGCAUGCUCCCGGAAAACGACGAUCUGGUCGCGGCUUCGCAAGGCGGGGCCUUAUCAAAUGUAAAAAUGUCUGGGUCUGCAAGAAUCCGAAAUUUGUUAUGGUGUUUUUGCAUGACACAGAAUGUCUGUCAUGGAAGCCCUAGCAUCACAGAUCUUUAGAGGCCUUCCUGAUACCUAUUCCGCAUGACAAAUGCCCUCCACGCGUAGCACAAACCGGACUCCUUUUGCUGGUCAUGCAAUACAGAAUUUUUUAGAGUCCAAACUUAGCAUCACAAGAAGGGCUUCGUCGAUCGAUUGUGCCACUAGGGCCUUGUGUUCCGGCUACUCCGGAUCGCAAUCGAUGGAGGGCGGGACCUGCACCGGCGACAGGCGCUAUCCAACCAACCAACCAAGAAGUUCCAACCUUCCAGACCCAGACAUUUUUGCAAUCCAUAGGCCUACAGCCAGGACAACUACACGCAAAGCCGGUCCGCCAAGAAGUAUCCCACGAAAAAACUGUUUCACUGUGGUGAUUUUGCAAAAUCUGCAUCACAAGUUUGUUACGCAUGACACUGAAAAUCUGUCAUGCGGGGUUCCUAAGGGAAAACACAGCUAGAAAUCCAUUGGCGUGCAUGUGUAGCAUGACACACACGUCUGCGAUCCAUUUUCUGCAUCACAAGUUCACAGUGAAACAGUUUUUUCUUGCGAUAAGAAGGAACGGCAAAAGUUAUGGUCAAAAGCUUCCGCAGCGGCGGCGAAGAUUUUGCCGAAUCAGGGCGGCUAUGCAUUGCAAAUAUGUCUGGGUCUGGAGGAUUCUGAGACGUGUCAUGCGCGUUUUGCAUGAGCCAUGAUGUCUGUGAUGCCUGCCCUAGCAUUACAGAUUUUUUGAGGGCUUCUUGAUGCCUACUCCGCAUGACAAAUGCCCACCUCUCCGCGUAGCAACAAUUACAUUGCCUUUGUUGCUCAUGCAAUCCAGAGUUUUUUGGAAUCCAAACCAAGCAUCACAAGUUGCAUUCUUCCAGACCCAGACAAAUUUGCAUUUGAUACCGGCGCGAGUUCGCCGGACGAUUUUUACGACAACGCCGCGGGAGCCGCAGACAAACCGGCGCUGGACGAUAAGGAGGAAAAGUACCUGAAAAAAUUCGCCGAC